Spodoptera littoralis (African cotton leafworm) is the source of this 1806-nucleotide messenger RNA. NCBI's taxonomy places the organism in Eukaryota, Metazoa, Arthropoda, Insecta, Lepidoptera, Noctuidae. The record is from the annotation of a GenBank genome assembly.
AUGCAAUGCAAACGAAAUAGUUUGGUAUUUACAGAUAGUGAAGAAAGCGACGGAGAAGGAGGUUUGGGCAAUUUGAGUCGGCUGAUCGUUCGCCCUCCGGGGCAGAGUGGGAAAGCCAAACGUGGGCAGUUGUGUUUUGACGCGGCGUUUGAGUGCGGGAACUUGGGACGAGCGGACCAUAUCACAGACUUGGAAUAUGAUCUGUACGUUAGACCAGACACCUGCAGACCCAGAGCUCGGUUUUGGUUCAAUUUCACAAUUGAAAAUGUUAAACAAGAUCAGAGAGUGAUACUAAAUAUUGUUAAUUUGGCCAAAGAGACGACCUUGUUCGACAGUGAUAUGACCCCUCUAGUCCGCUCUACGUCACGACCGAAAUGGCAACGGAUUCCCAGGCGUCUAAUAUUCUACCAUCGUUCGCUGGUGCAUCGAGGGCGGAAGAUAUUAAGUAUUGCGUUUGCUUUCGAUCGAGAAGAAGAUGUGUAUCAGUUUUCGGCUGCAGCUUCUUAUUCUUACUCGCGACUUCAGAAGCACCUCGCUACAUGGGAGAAGAGGGCACAGGCUUUUGCCACCAGACAAUCCAUUGCUCAGACGACUCAAAAACGACGCAUUGACCUUGUAACUAUUGGAGAUUAUAACGUCAAAGAAAAAGAGGAGGUUAAAGAAGAUCCAACGUUAACUAAAGUGAAACCAGCAGUGACGAAGAAGCGAGUCGUACUCAUUAUAGCGAGGACACAUGGAGGGGAACCGCCCUCCUCAUUUGUUUGUCAAGGUUUCUUGGACUACCUGUUGGGAUCGUCGGAGAAGGCGGUUGCUCUAAGAAACAACAUUAUUUUGGAGGUAAUACCAAUGUUGAAUCCAGACGGAGUGUUCCUUGGCAACCAGAGGUCAGAUCUGCUGGGCGGUGACCUCAACCGGUGCUGGAACCGAGCCACCAGUUUCGCGCACCCUGCUCUAGUUGCAGUCAACGAUCUUCUUAAGAAACUCGCCUCAGAAAAGAACGUGCAGUUGGAUUUUAUAAUUGACAUUCACGCAGACAUUAGUCACGAGGGAGUGUUUGUACGAGGUAACUCUUAUGAUGACGUAUAUAGGUUUGAACGACAGGCAGUCCUUCCUAAGUUUUUAGGCGCUCGUAUAGAAGCGUGGCGUCCUGAGGCGUGCUUCUACAAUUCCGACUCUCUACUGGCUGGCACUGCUCGGCGAGCCCUGCCCUCGGGAUCCAUCGACGCUUACACACUUUUGGUAUCUUUAGGCGGAAGAAGAUUGUCUCCUAGGGGACCUUACAUACAUUAUACUGAAGACGCAUAUACUAAAAUAGGCAAAUCUCUAGCAAAAUCCCUUUGUGACUACUAUCGACAUAUAGGGGUCAUUCCCCCGCGAGUAGGUCGGAGUAAGAAGAAAGAUCAAAGGGGCAGACGGCGGCGGAGACGACCUGUUAUUGAACGCGACAGGUCACCCAGUUCUUCACCUGAACGACGUGUUUUAGCUGGGCGAGUGUUGUCACCGUCCCUGCCUAAAGUAUCCCCGCCUGCCCUGAAAGCUCUACCAGCCAGGCUUUCACGUCGUCCCAUACUGAAGUCUCGACCAAGAACUGUACUAGACAUUGAUCACAUACUGCCUGUAAUUACAGGAACUGCCGUAAAAACGCCACGUCUUGCUGUAGUCGACAUGAGUGCGUACAUCCAGACACCGAAAGUAUUUGGAAAUCAUAGAACAGAGAGCACACAACUGAGGCUCAGCAGGCCACCACGUCCAUCACAGACCAGGUUCACGAGUGACGAGUACGACACCCACGAGUCGGAUUCUUAA